AUGGAGGCGGGGGGCGGCAAUGACUCGCAAGAUAACGGUACUCAUGUGGCCGUCAGCAAACCACCAGCAGAAAAUGAUGCCUCCCAGGACAUUCACACAGAAAUCAAAGCGCUGAAAAAGAAGCUUGAGGACGAAACACGAUUACGGCAAUACACUGAACAGGUGCUGGACUCGCGGCAGCACGAACUCGAACUUGCCGAGUCGAAACUUGAGGAGCUCAGAGCCCAGCUAUCAGAAGCGCAGGAUCAAGUAACGCAGGCAAAGGGACGUUCCAAAUCGAAAGAAAAGCAGCUUUCGGAAGCAAAGGACCAGAUAUUCCGUCUCCAGCCGCAGCGCAAGGAUGUCAACGAGGCCGAUGCAAUUGAGGCAUACAGAGCUUUAUGCGCCAACGUCCACCGCUGGGUUGAAAACCGUAUGAAGGGCAUACUGGACGAGCUGGAUGACGGUCGGUUACGGGCCCGCCCGGCUCCUCCUCAAGCCGUUCGUUUUGUUUCUUUGAUGAGGGAGACUGCGAAACGUGGCUUGGCAUUGGAUCAGUCAGAUGUGUAUCACAUCGUUGCAGUCAUUAUGAAUUAUCUCUGUUUGGUUUUCUUCUCCAAGUCAUUCUACUGCCCACUGGAUGACUACGAAGGAGAUGCCACUCUCACCUUCAUUGACGAGCUUGAAGCGUCCAUGUCGCGUCUUCCUCGAGAUCCAGCACAUUGUCGAGAAUGGAGGAGCGAAACAUUGACAGCGAUGACAAGCCAGAAAUCCUUCAAAACUCGAAGGGUUCGGUUUAUUGUGCUAGUAACAGAAGAUCUAGCCACGCUCCUAUCCGCCAUCGCCCCGAAAGUACCCACCGCAGAACUACAAAGCUCAAUACGCAGAUCUAUUGUCGAGCCAGCCGCCGACCUUGCUCAUGAUCUUCACGUCGCUUCCAGCAUCUAUUCGCUGAAGUGGCCCGCCCGGGGAGCGUGGUCGAGAUUAGAGGUCUACGAAUGUCUUGACCUAGCGAAUGGAGGCGAGGCGCUUAAUCUAAGCGGUACGGCGCCUUCAUCUUCGGUACGACGUAAUGUCGCGUACCUAUUCGAUGUGUCCCCGGGGCUAUUUGUGGAGAGGGUAGUGUCGGGGAAGAAAUCCCCUCUCAAAGCAAUAUGCCGGCCUAGUGUUCUGGUCUAUAGUGGAGGCGGGGGAGUGCAGCAGAGUCCAACCGUCAUGAAUUGGUUGUGGGAGUCAGCUGCCUCACUCCCUGGUCCCAGUCGGGAUGGCACUCAAAGAUCUGCGACGCCAUUGCCACCCAGAAAAGGCGAUGAGGUCGAGUACUUUUGUACUCUAGUUGAGGGGGCGUGGUAG
Molecule: messenger RNA, 1332 nt
Organism: Clonostachys rhizophaga
Lineage: Eukaryota; Fungi; Ascomycota; Sordariomycetes; Hypocreales; Bionectriaceae
Source: the annotation of a GenBank genome assembly